Molecule: messenger RNA, 2131 nt
Organism: Cucurbita moschata (crookneck pumpkin)
Lineage: Eukaryota; Viridiplantae; Streptophyta; Magnoliopsida; Cucurbitales; Cucurbitaceae
Product: beta-glucosidase BoGH3B-like
Exons: 9
Coding region: 152-2041 (629 amino acids)
Biological process (GO): glucan catabolic process
Molecular function (GO): beta-glucosidase activity
Source: RefSeq, a predicted model, not a curated record
CACUCUUUUGCUUACCCACAACUUUUACCAAUCGUUUCACCACUCCCAUUUUCGCUUUCUUCUCUAAGAAUCGUUUCCUCAAACCAUCUCUGCCAUUACUCCACUCCGUUUUCUCUUCAUCUAUUGAGCAGCUCGCGUUUCACAGCCCAAAAUGAUGCGAUCCUUAAUACCCUUAAUCGGGUUUUGGCUGCUGCUGCUGUGCUGCCUGGCCGAUGCUUCAGAUGCAACUUACCUAAAAUACAAAGACUCCCAACAGCCAUUGGGUGCAAGAAUCAAAGAUCUUAUGCGUCGGAUGACUCUCCAAGAAAAAAUCGGCCAAAUGGUUCAGAUCGAACGGAGCGUCGCAACCCCGGACGUCAUGAAGAACUACUUCAUCGGGAGUGUACUUAGCGGAGGAGGCAGUGUACCGGCGGCGAAAGCGACGGCGGAGACUUGGGUCAAUAUGGUGAAUGAGAUUCAAAAGGGGUCUUUAGCCACCCGUCUUGGGAUCCCUAUGAUUUAUGGUAUUGAUGCUAUUCAUGGCCACAAUAAUGUGUACAAUGCCACUAUUUUUCCUCACAAUGUUGGUCUUGGAGUAACAAGGGAUCCGGAACUUCUUAGGCGGAUUGGAGAUGCCACAGCACUUGAAGUGAGAGCAACCGGAAUUCCUUACGUUUUUGCUCCAUGUAUUGCGGUGUGCAGGGAUCCUCGAUGGGGUCGAUGCUACGAGAGCUAUAGUGAAGAUCAUAAGAUUGUUCAACAAUUGACUGAGAUUAUACCUGGAUUGCAAGGAGAAAUUCCUGCUAAUUCACGAAAAGGGAUUCCGUUCGUUGCGGGAAAACAAAAAGUUGCAGCCUGUGCUAAGCACUUCGUAGGCGAUGGUGGCACGGUCAGGGGCAUCGAUGAAAAUAACACUGUGAUUGACUAUAAUGGAUUGCUUAGCAUUCACAUGCCUGCAUAUCUUAACUCCAUAAGAAAGGGAGUUGCAACUGUAAUGGUAUCAUACUCGAGCUGGAACGGAAUGCGAAUGCACGCCGAUCGUGACCUUGUCACUGGGUACCUCAAGAACAAGCUCAAGUUCAAGGGUUUUGUCAUUUCUGAUUGGCAAGGGAUUGACAGAAUCACCUCUCCUCCACAUGCUAAUUAUUCAUACUCAGUUCAAGCUGGAGUUGGUGCUGGAAUUGACAUGGUUAUGGUUCCAGAAAACUUCACGGAGUUCAUCGACGAACUCACUCGCCAGGUUAAGAAUGAUAUCAUUCCAAUGAGCAGGAUCGAUGAUGCUGUUCACAGGAUAUUACGAGUUAAGUUUCUUAUGGGUCUGUUCGAGAAUCCGUUGGCCGAUAACAGCUUUGUCAACCAUCUUGGGAGCAAGGAACAUAGAGAACUGGCUAGGGAGGCUGUAAGGAAAUCGCUUGUGCUAUUGAAGAAUGGCCCCUCUGCCGAUCAACCAUUGCUACCUCUUCCUAAGAAAGCUGCAAAGAUAUUGGUUGCAGGGACACACGCCGACAACUUGGGCUACCAAUGCGGAGGCUGGACAAUCACAUGGCAGGGUCAGAGCGGCAAUGACCUCACUGUUGGUACCACCAUCCUCAAUGCUGUGAAGAAUACGGUCGAUCCUGCAACCGAGGUAGUGUACAACGAGAAUCCAGAUGCUAGCUACGUCAAGUCGAACAAGUUCUCAUAUGCCAUUGUUGUUGUGGGGGAGCCUCCUUAUGCUGAAAUGUUUGGCGAUAGCUCGAAUCUCUCCAUUUCUGAACCAGGUCCAAGCGCCAUAAAAAACGUGUGCAGUAAUGUUAAAUGUGUCGUCGUCGUCGUCUCCGGUCGCCCUGUUGUGAUGCAGCCUUAUGUUGAAACAGCCAAUGCCCUUGUGGCUGCUUGGCUUCCAGGAACAGAAGGCCAAGGUGUAGCCGACCUUCUGUUUGGCGACUAUGGAUUCACCGGGAAGCUUGCUCGUACAUGGUUCAAGAUGGUCGAUCAACUCCCAAUGAAUGUCGGCGAUUCGCAUUAUGAUCCACUUUUUCCGUUCGGAUUUGGUUUGACAACUAAACCAAACAAGUCCUAGAGAAUUUAGAAAAUUUGGAAAGAUAUUUAUCACAUAUGUAGCCUUCUUAGUCCGAAGCAUUUCUAAAUAUGAAUGAACUCGAUUUCCAAA